This is a messenger RNA of Pongo pygmaeus (Bornean orangutan), 5818 nucleotides long. RefSeq names its product NCK adaptor protein 1 (gene NCK1). The record is from RefSeq and is a predicted model, not a curated record. The transcript has 4 exons. Gene Ontology annotation, cellular component: cytoplasm. Gene Ontology annotation, biological process: negative regulation of endoplasmic reticulum stress-induced eIF2 alpha phosphorylation; ephrin receptor signaling pathway; negative regulation of PERK-mediated unfolded protein response. Lineage: Eukaryota; Metazoa; Chordata; Mammalia; Primates; Hominidae. Gene Ontology annotation, molecular function: receptor tyrosine kinase binding; signaling adaptor activity; ephrin receptor binding. Bases 4008 to 5141 code for a protein of 377 amino acids.
AAAUUCCUGGGCUCAAGCCAUCCUCCCACCUCAGCCUCCAGAGUGGCUGGGACUACAGGCACAUGCCACUAUGCCCAGCUGAUUAAAAAAAAAUUUGUUUUGUAGAGACAGGGUCUAGCUCUGUUGCCAGGGCUGAUCAUAAGUUUUGACUUACAUUUUCUUGUUGCCUGAUUCUGGUUAGUCCCUGAUCCACUCAGCACUAAUUAGCAAGGAUGAUUCCUGUUUUUGGUCUGAGUUCCCCUGACAGAGAGGAAGCAGCAGCCAUGUGCAUGUUUAUAUUUGGAAGUUGGGGAGACAGACUGUGUGAAAGGAAGUCUCUGGGACAGCUCCCACCCCAUUAAAACAUGUACUGCAUCCCUUCUAAGUGCAAUUACAUACAUGCCUUUCUGCCUAUCUGCCCUUCCAGUCUAUGCUUUCCUUUUUCAUUGCUGUUUCCUUAUUUUUCUUCUUUGACUCCUCUUUUGCAUAUAUUUUUGGAGGUUUCUUAAAUUUUUUUAAAGAGUUCCUGGUAAGAAUGAGUGAUGAGAAAGAUUAAAGAAGGAAAAUUAAGAGGAUAAACUAGCUGGGUGCUGUGGCUCAUGCCUGUAAUCCCAACACUUUGGGAGGCUGAGGUGGGUGGAUCACCUAUGUCAGGGGUUUGAGACAAGCCUGGCCAACAUUGUGAAACCCCGUCUCUACUAAAAAUACAAAAAAUUAGCCAGGUGUGGUGGUGUGUGCCUGUAGUCCCAGCAACUUGGGAGGCUGAGGCAGGAGAAUUGCUUGAACCCGGGAGAUGGAGGUUGCAAUGAGCUGAGGUGGUGCCACUGCACUCCAGCCUGGGCAAAAAAGCGAGACUCCAUCUCAAAAAAAAAAAAACAAAACAAAAGGAAAACCUAAAUGUAUGACUUCGGCAUAUUUUUUUCUGGGUUAAUUUUCCCCACUUAAGGGGGUGGUAAGCUACAUGAAGGCAAAAACUAUUUCUGUAUUUUACCUGUUGUAUUUGUAUUCACACCUUCUGCCUCCAUUGUAUGUUAAAUAUGUAAUUAGAAUUAAAAUUGAGUCAGGCUGUGCUAACAGUUUGAUGGGUGAUUUUGCAGCAAUAGUUUUAACUCUGGACAACAGUUUCUUCAAAAAUGAAUAUAAUAUCUCAGUCUGUAAACUUUAUAAAAUGUAUCAACAAAUAAAACCAUUGUAUUAGCUUGGGCUGCCAUAAUAUAAUACUAGAUUGGGUGGCUUACACAACAGAGGUUUAUUUUUUCAAAGUUAUGUAGGUUGGGAGGUCCAAAAGAGGGUGCCAGCGUGGUCAGUUUUGGGUGAGGGCUCUCUCCCUGGCUUGCAGAUGUCUGUCUGCUUGCUGUGUUUUCAAACGGAGAGAAAUCUCUGGUGCCACUUUCUAUAAAGACAUUAAUCUUAUGGGAUUAAAGCCCCACCCUUAUGACCUAAUUUAAUUUUUAUUACCUCCCUAAAGGCCUAGCUCCAACUAGAGAUGGUCCCUGACUUAAGAUUUUUUUGACUUUAUGAUGGUCCAAAAGCCAUAUGCACUCUAGAAUCUGUACUUUGAGUACCCAUAAAACCAUCCAGUUUUUCAUUCAGUAUUUAGAUUACAUGAAAUACUCAAUACUUUAUUAAAAAAUAAGCUUUGUAUUAGAUGAUUUUGCCUAACUGAAGGCUAAAUGUAAGUAUUCUGAGCACGUUUUAGGUAGGCUACGCUAAGCUAUGAUGUUCAGUAGGUUAGAAGCAUUAAAUGCAUUUUUGACUUACGAUCUUUUCAACUUAAGGUAUUUUCAAUUUAUGGUGGGUUUAUUGGAACAUAACCCCUUUGUAAGUUAAGGAACAUUUAUAUAGACACAUUAGGAGUGAGGGCUUCAGUAUGAAUUUUUGGGGGGGACGCAAUUCAGUCCAUACCAGUCAUGAUAAAAUAUGCAAAGUUAUUUAAACCCUUAGAAUAAACUCAAAAUUCACCGCCAUUAUUCACUUUGGAUGCUAAUAACACAAUGUAGACACAGAGUAGCUGUUGCCCAGUUUCAUGGUCUACUUGUCCCAGCCAACCUGAGGAUAGUACAGCAUAAAUAGGUAAAUUUGUGCUUGACCUUGUGAUCCUACAUAUGGCAGGCUGUCUUAGUCCCUUUAGUGUUGCUAGAAAGGAAUACCCAAAGCUGGAUAAUUUAUAAAUAGAAAAGGUUUUAUUCGGCUUAUGGUUCUGAUGUCUGGAAAAGUUCAAGACUGAGCAUCUGCAUCUGAUGGGAGCCUAAGACUGCUUCUACUCAUGCCAGAAGGCAAAGGAGAGCUGGUGUGUGCAGAGAUUACAUGGCCAGACAGGACGCAAAAGAAGAAAGGAAGUGCGACGGUUCUUUGUAACCAGCUCUGGUGGAAAUAAAGAGAACUCAUUUACCCCCUCCCCAGGGAGGACAUUAAUCUAUUCAGGAAGGAACCACCUCCAUGACUCAACACUGCCCAUUAGUUCCUACCUCCAACAUUGGGGAUCAAAUUUCAACAGGAGGUUUAGGGGAACAAACAUCUAAAUUACAGCACAGGCCAACCACAUGCAUGCAUUACCAAUCAAGUAAAUAAUUUUGAAGUUAAAUGCAGAAAACUGCAAAUUUUUGAGGCUGAUAUCCAGGGCCAGGAUUAAAAUAAAAUGUAUUAAUGCCUUAAACAGUAUUUACUGACCAUCUACCCUACUGCAAGGCCCUAGGGAGAAACUGAACAGACAUGGUUCCUGAUUCAACGGAGUUUACAAUCUAGGUAGGGAUACAGGCAAACCAUUUCAAUAGCUCGGAUGGAGAAAAUACCUGUGCUCCAAGGAAGGUACCUAACUCAGCAAGCUUCCCUGAGGAGCGACCCUAAACUGUGCCACAAAGAUGGUUAAGAAGAGAUGAGGCGGCUGGGCGUGGUGGCUCACGUCUGUAAUCCCAGCACUUUGGGAGGCCGAGGCUGGCGGAUCACGAGGUCAAGAGAUCGAGACCAUCCUGGCCAACAUGGUGAAACCCCGUCUCUACUAAAAAUACAAAAAAAUUAGCUGGGCGUGGUGGUACAUGCCUGUAAUCCCAGCUACUCGGGAGGCUGAGGCAGGAGAAUCGCUUGAACCCGGAGGCGGAGGUUGCAGUGAACCGAGAUAUCGCGCCACUGCACUCCACCCUGGCGACAGAGCGAAACUCGUCUCAAAAAAAAAAAAAAAGAGGCAGGUUACGGCGCGGGGGCGGGGGGGCGGGGAAGGGGGCCUGCAACACCGGCGAGGGGAAGAACCAACUUACUGAUGCCUCAGCCAGUGGCUGCAGCCCUAAGAAUGGGCAGACCUGGCUCCGAAGGUCCUCUUCAUAACACUACUGCCGCCAAGAAUGUAAGCUGCCAAAGCACGAGGACACUUUUAGAGGGCCCUCAGACUCAGCUUCUUUUGGUCUGUGCCUCAAAUUAAGCACAUGUCUUACAUUUCUCCCACGUCCCAAUUUUCAGGUCUGCUUUUCUUUGUUUUUCUUUGUCGCUCCCCGCUCCUAAGAACCUUCGGCUGGGAAGACAUUCUUCAGGUGCAGAAACCAGGGGGAAGCUCCCAGAGCAGUGGGGGCUGAACUCAGGACACAGUCAUUUUUGCUGUUGAGUCUCUCCUGCGGCGCUGAGGAGGAAGGCUCAAAGUAACCAGACAGAGCAGCCGCAGAGGGAAAAGCGAAGACAGUUCUAGUCGGGCCCAGCGCUUCUCACCGUCUAGCUCUCUACUCUCCGCCGCGCAGCCUGCGCAGCCUCUGCUCCCUCCACUUCACGCACGGCGCUUGAUUGACAAGUGGGCCCGCCCAAUCCCAGUGCGGCAGAGACCGCUGUCGCGUCAGGGACCGGGGAAGGGGGCGACUGAACCUAUCAGAUUGGGUCGAGAGUGGGUUUCCUGCCCGCGCGGAUCCGCUUGCCCACCGCGCGUGCCCCGCCUCUCUCCCGAGAGCUACGCGGCGGCGGCGGAGCGCAGGCCUCGUGCAGUUACUGCCAUCACGGCGGCCGCGGUGGCGUCCUGGAGCCCUUCUCAGUGCUGAAGCUGCUGAAAGAUGGCAGAAGAAGUGGUGGUAGUAGCCAAAUUUGAUUAUGUAGCCCAACAAGAACAAGAGUUGGACAUCAAGAAGAAUGAGAGAUUAUGGCUUCUGGAUGAUUCUAAGUCCUGGUGGCGAGUUCGAAAUUCCAUGAAUAAAACAGGUUUUGUGCCUUCUAACUAUGUGGAAAGGAAAAACAGUGCUCGGAAAGCGUCUAUUGUAAAAAACCUAAAGGAUACCUUAGGCAUUGGAAAAGUGAAAAGAAAACCUAGUGUGCCAGAUUCUGCAUCUCCUGCUGAUGAUAGUUUUGUUGACCCAGGGGAACGUCUCUAUGACCUCAACAUGCCCGCUUAUGUGAAAUUUAACUACAUGGCUGAGAGAGAGGAUGAAUUAUCAUUGAUAAAGGGGACAAAGGUGAUCGUCAUGGAGAAAUGCAGUGAUGGGUGGUGGCGUGGUAGCUACAAUGGACAAGUUGGAUGGUUCCCUUCAAACUAUGUAACUGAAGAAGGUGACAGUCCUUUGGGCGACCAUGUGGGUUCUCUGUCAGAGAAAUUAGCAGCAGUCGUCAAUAACCUAAAUACUGGGCAAGUGUUGCAUGUGGUACAGGCUCUUUACCCAUUCAGCUCAUCUAAUGAUGAAGAACUUAAUUUCGAGAAAGGAGAUAUAAUGGAUGUUAUUGAAAAACCUGAAAAUGACCCAGAGUGGUGGAAAUGCAGGAAGAUCAAUGGUAUGGUUGGUCUAGUACCAAAAAACUAUGUUACUGUUAUGCAGAAUAAUCCAUUAACCUCAGGUUUGGAACCAUCACCUCCACAGUGUGAUUACAUUAGGCCUUCACUCACUGGAAAGUUUGCUGGCAAUCCUUGGUAUUAUGGCAAAGUCACCAGGCAUCAAGCAGAAAUGGCAUUAAAUGAAAGAGGACAUGAAGGGGAUUUCCUCAUUCGUGAUAGUGAAUCUUCGCCAAAUGAUUUCUCAGUAUCACUAAAAGCACAAGGGAAAAACAAGCAUUUUAAAGUCCAACUAAAAGAGACUGUCUACUGCAUUGGGCAGCGUAAAUUCAGCACCAUGGAAGAACUUGUAGAACAUUACAAAAAGGCACCCAUUUUUACAAGUGAACAAGGAGAAAAAUUAUAUCUUGUCAAGCAUUUAUCAUGAUACUGCUGACCAGAAGCGACUGCUGUGUAGCUGUAAUUUGUCAUGUAAUUGAAGACUGAGAAAAUGUUGGGUCCAGUCGUGCUUGAUUGGAAAUUGUUGUUUCUAAAUCUAUGAGAAUUGACAAUAAGUAUUUUUAUUAUAACUCAGCCCAUACAUAUAUACUGUAUAUGCAGUGCAUCUGCAUAGAACAGUUCCUUAUCCUUGGCCUUCUGUUUUAUUGUUUUUUUCUUUGCUGUUUUCCCUUUGCUUCUAAUAUUACAGUUUUGUAUUUUGUAAACAAAAAUCAAAUAAUGCAUAUCAGAAUCUUUAUAUGGAAGAAAUCCUUUAUUGCCUUUCCUUUGUUUCCUUGUAAAGGCACCCUGUUCUGUUAUGGUUUUUCAUUAUAUAAAAUUAUUAUAUCUAUAUAUGACAUAUGCUAAAAUAAAUUUCUUGGAGAGUGUUAAUCUUUUCUGUGACUAAAUAGCAAUAAUAAAUGGAAAAUUAGAAAUUAUUUCCAGGUAUUAUAUUUGUCACAGGCCAUUGUAAAUACCAAGUAUAUUGUGUCUGCCAUAAUUUUAAAAAAUGCAUUCAUUGUCUUCAGUCGUACAGCAAGACACAUGAGACAUAGAUUAGAAAACAUGUUGUACAAUUUUAAUUUACAACUGUUGGAAAUAAAAAUCACUUAGUUUUUUUUUCCA